AUGACGGCCAAUCGGGAUCCCAGCACUCUUUCGAACUAUAGCGCUUGGCGCACGCGCCAUACUACUGCCAACUUCAAGAUUGACUUUGAGGAGAAGGCGCUCAAGGGCUCUGUCGUUCUCCAGCUUGAAUCGCAGACUGAUAAGGAGAGCAAGGAAAUUAUCCUUGACUCUCGUUAUGUGGACAUUUCUACUAUCCGUAUCAACUCGAAGGAGUCCAAGUGGGAACUGAAGAGUUACAAUGCACCCCUCGGUGCCCCUCUUCAUAUCGCCGUGCCUGAUGGAGUUGCCAAGGGCGAACUGAUUGACCUUGCAAUUGACCUCCAGACAACGAGCAAAUGCACUGCUCUGCAAUGGCUCACUCCUGCUCAGACGUCUAACAAGAAGCACCCGUACAUGUUCUCUCAAUGUCAGGCCAUCAAUGCUCGUUCUAUCUUUCCUUGCCAGGACACUCCUGAUGUGAAGUCAACUUUCACCUUCAAGCUGACCUCAUCUCUUCCCGUUGUUGCUAGCGGUGUUCCUGUUGGAGACCACGAGGCAACUCCUGGUAAGGAGAAGCUCUAUGAGUUUGAGCAAAAGGUUCCCAUUCCCUCUUACCUGUUUGCUGUGGCUUCUGGUGAUAUUGCAACUGCUCCUAUCGGCCCUCGAAGCAUCGUCGCCACAGGUCCCAACGAGCUAGAAGAAUGCAAGUGGGAGCUUGAGCGUGACAUGGAGAAGUUUAUGGAGGUUGCUGAGAAGCUUGUCUUCCCCUACAAAUGGGGAGCUUACAACGUCCUGGUCUUGCCCCCAAGCUUCCCAUACGGAGGUAUGGAGAACCCCAUCUACACCUUCGCUACACCCACGAUCAUCAGUGGUGACCGUCAAAACGUGGAUGUCAUUGCCCACGAGCUGAGCCACAGCUGGAGUGGUAACUUGGUCUCCAAUGCUAGCUGGGAGCACUUCUGGUUGAACGAAGGUUGGACGAUGUACCUCGAGCGUCGUAUUCAAGCCGUUAUCCAUGGUGAUGCUGAGUUUGACUUUUCCGCCAUCAUCGGAUGGAAGGCUCUUGAGGACGCCGUGGAGCUCUUUGGCAAGGACCACGAAUACACCAAGCUUAUUAUUAAGCACGAAGGCGUGGACCCUGAAGACGUCUACAGCACUGUUGCUUAUGAGAAGGGCUUCCACUUCCUCUAUUACUUGGAGGGUGUUGUUGGUCGGGAGAACUUUGACAAGUUCAUUCCCUUCUACUUCACUAAGUGGUCUGGAAAGUCUCUUGAUUCAUUUGAGUUCAAGCAGACAUUCCUCGACUUUUUCAACGGCCUCGGCAACGAGGAACUCUCUAAGAAGGUCUCCGAGAUCGAUUGGGACGCCAAGUUCUACACACCUGGUCUCCCACCCAAGCCCGAAUUUGAUACAACAUUGGCUAACCAAUGCUACGACCUUGCAAACAAAUGGAAGGAUGCCAAAUUCGAGCCUAGCCCCAAGGACCUGGAGAACUUCACUGCGAACCAGAAGCUCGUCUUCCUGGCUGAAGUACAACAGUCCGGUGAGCUAACUGCCGACCGAGCUCAGCUUAUGGGCAAGACCUACGACUUCUUGUCGUCGAAGAAUGUCGAGAUUCUGUCGGCGUACUACCUGAUUGCCCUUAAGGCGAAGGAUUCUGCCAUUUAUCAGGAUGCCGCCACCCUGCUUGGACGAGUUGGUCGUAUGAAGUUUGUGCGACCUUUGUUCCGUGCCCUCAACAAGGUGGACCGACAAUUGGCAUUGGACACCUUUGAGAAGAACAAGGACUUUUAUCACCCCAUCUGUAAGGGUAUGGUCCAGAAGGAUCUUGGUCUUUAA
Fusarium coffeatum is the source of this 1818-nucleotide messenger RNA. RefSeq lists its product as uncharacterized. Gene Ontology annotation, molecular function: epoxide hydrolase activity; metallopeptidase activity; aminopeptidase activity. Gene Ontology annotation, biological process: proteolysis. The coding region runs from base 1 to 1818 and encodes 605 amino acids. The record is from RefSeq and is a predicted model, not a curated record. The transcript has 5 exons. NCBI's taxonomy places the organism in Eukaryota, Fungi, Ascomycota, Sordariomycetes, Hypocreales, Nectriaceae. Gene Ontology annotation, cellular component: cytosol.